AUGGUCAUAUUCCCAAACACAUCUUUCCAGAGAGUGAAAGUGGGAAAGCUGGACCCAGAUGCUUCAGAGGGAAAAGAGCUCCUGAUGAAUGAAAACCUGAUUAUGUGGCACAGAGGAUUUAAUGAGGUAUUUUCAAAACAAAUUAAACCUCAGUCACUUAUUAUGUCACCCACCAUAGAGAAAGAUGUUGAUCACUUAUAUGAAGAAAAAUUGCCAAGUUGCCAAUGGUUCAAUCAUAAUUAUGUCCCUGAUGAAUUACUGAAAUCACUGUAUUAUUCUAGUAGGCCAAAACAGCAAAAGGUCUGUGCAGAAGGGACUACUGGAGAGAGAGUUUUCCUGAAUGAGAAACGUGAAGCAGCAGGUGGAUUUGAUCUCAUCAACUUGAUCACUUUUCCAAACAGAUCCCUUCAGAGAGUUAGAGUUGGAAAAUUAGAUCCCAAUGCUCCAAAAGUGAAAGAAUUAUUCACUGAUGAAGAUUUGAUUGUCUGGCACCCAGCUUUUAACCAGCACAGGGAUACUCCCAUUGUUAAAGCUAACAACCGGGCCCUCACCUACACCCUCCUUGUCUCUCUUCUGCUCUGUUUCCUUUCCUCCUUCUUCUUCCUCAGCCAACCUGGCCAAGUGACCUGCCAACUCCGACAAUCCACAUUUGGCAUCACCUUCUCAGUGGCCAUUUCUAGUGUCCUGGCCAAAACCAUCACAGUGGUGGUCGCUUUCAUGGCCACGAAACCAGGAUCUCUGAUGAGGAAAUGGGUGGGGAAAAGAUUGGCCUUUUCUACUGUCCUUUCCUGCUCUCUCGUCCAAGUCUGUAUUUGUGCUCUUUGGUUGUCAACAGCUCCCCCAUUCCCUGUGUUAGACAUGCUCUCAGAAGCCAAAGAAAUGUUUUUGCAAUGCAAUGAGGGGUCAGCAUCCUUCUUAUACUGCAUCUUGGGCUACAUGGGGAUCUUGGCCUUUGCCAGCUUUAUCAUGGCCUUUCUUGCCCGUAAAUUGCCUGACAGCUUUAAUGAAGCCAAGCUCAUCACCUUCAGCAUGUUGGCCUUCUGCAGUGUGUGGGUCUCCUUUUUUCCAGCCUAUCUGAGCACAAAAGGAAAGGCCAUGGUAGCCGUGGAGGUCUUCUCCAUCCUGUCCUCCAGCACUGCAUUAGUAGGGUGCAUAUUUUUGCCAAAAUGCUACAUCAUUGUUUUCAGGCCUGAGCUCAACCACAGAGAGCAACUAAUAAAGAGGAAUUAG
This is a messenger RNA of Python bivittatus (Burmese python), 1230 nucleotides long. NCBI's taxonomy places the organism in Eukaryota, Metazoa, Chordata, Lepidosauria, Squamata, Pythonidae. The record is from RefSeq and is a predicted model, not a curated record.